Arctia plantaginis is the source of this 1002-nucleotide messenger RNA. Lineage: Eukaryota; Metazoa; Arthropoda; Insecta; Lepidoptera; Erebidae. The record is from the annotation of a GenBank genome assembly.
AUGAAACUUUUAGUAGUGUUGGCUGCCGUAACGGCUCUAAGCGCUGGUAGCGCAAUCCCCGUCGUUCCGGGAGAUAACAGUCACUAUGUGGAGGGUGAAAGCCGCUACAUCUGGAUGCCUGAUGGUGAGGGUAUUCCUCAUCUAGUAGACUUGCAUGAGCCUGCUCGGGAAGAUUUCAUUCAGGCUAGGAAUGGUGCCAACAACGCAUACUGGCUUUUUACAAGACAAAAUCGCAACAAUCACCAGGUUCUUAUAAAUGGAAACAUAAACUCUGUACGGAACUCUAAUUACAAUGCUAAUCGUCCUCUGAAAGUCAUCGUUCACGGAUGGAACAGUAAUGGAAACUCAGCAAUUAACCCUCAAGUUACUUCUGCUUUCCUCGACACUCAAGACUGUAACGUGAUUGUUGUGGACUGGAGAGGGGUUGCUAAUGGGGCAUACACAAGUGCUGUCAGAGGCGUACCGGGUGUAGGGCAGUUUCUUGGAAAUUUCCUCGUUUGGUUAAUUAAUAAUGCUGGUGGCAACUGGAACAACGUCCACUUGGUUGGCUUCAGUUUGGGUGCUCACAUUGUCGGUAACGCCGGCCGUACCGCUGGCCGUCGGCCUUCCCGUAUUACAGGACUGGAUCCAGCUGGUCCUCAAUGGGGCGGAAACUCGAAUGCUUUGAACCGAAAUGAUGGUCAAUACGUUGAGACAAUUCAUACUGAUGGUGGACUUCUUGGUAUCUUCGACCGCAUUGCCGAUUCUGAUUUCUACCCCAAUGGAGGAAGAAACCCUCAGCCUGGUUGCUGGAUAAGCACCUGUUCCCAUAGUCGUGCAUAUGAACUAUUUGCGGCAACUAUUCGCAACAACCACCUCAAUGGCAGGGCUUGUUCCAACAUCAAUCAAGUUUCAAAUCCAAACCAAUGCACCGGUGGCACUCUGAGGAUGGGCAACGGAAUCGUAAACAAGAGAGGAUCUGGUAUCUUCGCCCUUACGACUGGCAGAUCAUUUCCAUUUUAA